This is a messenger RNA of Panonychus citri (citrus red mite), 1513 nucleotides long. RefSeq names its product 26S proteasome regulatory subunit 8 (gene Rpt6). Gene Ontology annotation, molecular function: ATP hydrolysis activity; ATP binding; proteasome-activating activity. The transcript is spliced from 3 exons. Gene Ontology annotation, biological process: proteasome-mediated ubiquitin-dependent protein catabolic process. The coding region runs from base 209 to 1411 and encodes 400 amino acids. Lineage: Eukaryota; Metazoa; Arthropoda; Arachnida; Trombidiformes; Tetranychidae. The record is from RefSeq and is a predicted model, not a curated record. Gene Ontology annotation, cellular component: proteasome regulatory particle, base subcomplex.
UACCAACAUUAGAAAAUUAGCUAAUCUCACCUACUCAAGGUGAGAAUAUUUUAUCGGCGUUAAAAAGAAAAGCAAUUGUUCGUAAUUCGAUAAUUAAUAUGUGCUCCCUUUUAAUCUGCAAAUCAUCUUGAGUAUUUUUCUUGGUCUCUGAUUGUGUUGGUUUAAUUUGUUGAUUGUUUAUUGCUGAUUAUUUAUUCUGAUUGUCACCAUGCCUGAAAUGGAAAUAGAUGAACGUCGAGGUGAGGGUUUAAAGGCCUAUUACAUCACCAAGAUUGAAGAAUUACAAUUAGUUGUUACUGAAAAGACACAAAACUUGCGUCGUCUUCAAGCUCAAAGAAAUGAGCUUAACGCUAAAGUCAGAAUGUUACGGGAGGAGCUUCAAUUGCUUCAAGAACAAGGUUCUUAUGUCGGUGAAGUUGUUAAACCAAUUGAUAAGAAAAAGGUUCUGGUUAAAGUUCACCCAGAGGGAAAAUUUGUGGUUGACAUCGAUAAGAACAUUGAUAUUGCGGAUGUAACACCAAACUGUCGAGUUGCCCUUCGAAAUGAUAGUUACACAUUACAUAAAAUAUUACCUAAUAAAGUAGAUCCUUUGGUAAGCCUUAUGAUGGUUGAAAAGGUUCCCGAUUCAACAUAUGAAAUGGUUGGUGGUUUAGGUAAACAAAUUCAAGAAAUCAAAGAGGUCAUUGAGUUACCUGUUAAACAUCCUGAACUAUUUGAAGCUCUUGGUAUAGCUCAACCCAAAGGUGUAUUGCUUUAUGGUCCACCAGGAACUGGAAAAACUUUGUUGGCUCGAGCUGUUGCUCACCAUACCGAUUGUACUUUCAUUAGAGUCUCAGGUUCCGAGUUAGUUCAAAAAUUCAUCGGUGAAGGUUCACGUAUGGUUCGUGAACUGUUCGUCAUGGCUCGAGAACAUGCACCUUCAAUUAUCUUCAUGGAUGAGAUUGAUUCUAUCGGUUCAUCUCGUAUAGAAUCAAGUUCUGGUGGUGAUUCUGAGGUACAACGUACCAUGUUGGAGCUUCUCAAUCAACUUGAUGGUUUCGAGGCAACUAAAAAUAUCAAAGUUAUCAUGGCGACCAACAGAAUAGAUAUUCUCGAUCCAGCUCUUCUUCGUCCAGGUCGAAUUGAUCGUAAAAUUGAAUUCCCACCCCCAAAUGAAGAAGCUCGUUUGGAUAUUCUUAAAAUUCACUCGAGGAAAAUGAAUCUUACUCGAGGAAUUAAUUUACGUAAAAUCGCUGAGAUGAUGCCCGGUGCUUCUGGUGCAGAGGUCAAAGGUGUUUGUACCGAGGCGGGUAUGUAUGCCCUUCGAGAGAGACGUGUCCAUGUGACCCAAGAAGAUUUCGAAAUGGCCGUGGCCAAAGUUAUGCAAAAAGAUGCCGAACGUAACAUGUCCAUCAAAAAAUUAUGGAAAUAAUUUUUUUCGCUUCUUCUUUGCUAAUUACUUUGUUUUUUACAUAAAAUUUAAAGAGAGAUAAACAAAAACUUACCAUUAAAACUAAUGAAUUUACCGAGAAAA